This is a messenger RNA of Acipenser ruthenus (sterlet), 2057 nucleotides long. RefSeq names its product purine nucleoside phosphorylase-like. Gene Ontology annotation, cellular component: cytoplasm. The record is from RefSeq and is a predicted model, not a curated record. The transcript has 6 exons. The coding region runs from base 202 to 1089 and encodes 295 amino acids. Lineage: Eukaryota; Metazoa; Chordata; Actinopteri; Acipenseriformes; Acipenseridae. Gene Ontology annotation, biological process: nucleoside metabolic process. Gene Ontology annotation, molecular function: purine-nucleoside phosphorylase activity.
CUAAACACGGAAGCCUUUGUAUAAAACCGGCUGGAUCCAUCGCGCCACUGUGACAUUAGGGGCAAACACCUGCAAGACAUUUGCAACAUUAGAAGCUAUUCUGUUAUAAAGUAACAAGACUCUGUAUUGUGAAAGAAUAAUAAUAAUACUAAUAUCAAUAAUAACAAACUCACGGAUUUACCACUCUCAAAUCUCCUAAAGAUGUUUCCUGAACAAAAACAAGGGUACACCUAUGAGGAGUACAAGGUGACUGCUGAUUGGCUGCGAGCGAAUACAGAGCACCGCCCCCUGAUUGCUAUUAUCUGCGGAUCUGGGCUCGGUGGAUUGGCUGAAAUCUUGAAGGAUCAGAAGGUGUUCAGUUACUCCGACAUUCCCAACUUCCCACAGAGCACAGUUGCAGUGCAAGGCCACGCUGGGCGACUUGUUUUCGGAACCCUAAAUGGAAAAUCAUGUGUCUGCAUGCAGGGCAGAUUCCAUCUGUAUGAGGGCUUUCCCAUCUGGCAGGUCACGUUCCCGAUCCGCGUUUUCCAGCUGCUUGGCGUGCAGACAGCCAUCGUGACGAACGCAGCGGGAGGCCUCAACGAGGACUACAAUGUGGGAGACAUGAUGCUGAUCAAGGACCAUCUCAACUUGCCAGGCUUCGCUGGGAACAGCCCUCUGGUGGGACCCAAUGACGAGAGGUUCGGGCCGCGCUUUCCCUGCAUGUCUGAUGCCUACGACCGUGACCUAAGAAAGCUGGCCCAGACUGUAGCCAGGGAACUGGGCUUCUCUGACUUCCUGAAGGAGGGUGUGUACAGCGUGGUGGGUGGACCUUCCUUCGAAACGAUCGCUGAGUGCCAUAUGCUCAAGAGACUGGGGGCCGACGCUGUUGGCAUGAGCACAGUGCAUGAGGUGAUCAUUGCUCGCCACUGUGGCAUGCGUGUCAUUGGGCUGUCUCUCAUUACCAACAAGGCAGUGAUGGACUACGACAGCAAGAGCAAGGCUAACCACGAGGAGGUUCUCCAGACAGGCAGAAAGAGAGCAAGCCAGCUGGAGAGAAUGAUCUCCAGCUUCGUCGAACGUCUGGAGCGCAACAACAACGUGUGCUGAGUCUGGAAUCUCCGCCCUCUUAACAUAGCGUCUGAAGUGAAGUGAAUGGGAGAGUCCAUGCAGGAUGGCACUUAAUGUUUUUUGAAUGUUUUUCAAUUUAUUUGCACUUGAUGAAGGUGGGACCUUGUACAGUAGAUUUUAAAUGCUAAAUGGGUAUGAGGCUUCAGAUUUUAUAUAGGUGUGCGUGUUUCAACUGAUCUAAAAUUUUUUGAGAGACAACCAGACUUUGAUUUUUAAAACAUCUUUUUUUUUUGUCGGUUUAUUAAACAAAUACUUAUUGUCACAUGUGUUUUUUUCCCCAGUUAGAAACUGGAAAACGUCAUUAAAAUGUUUGGCUCGUUUCAUAAAGUGGGCAGAAUCAUUCUUAACAGAAAGUUUUAUAAAAAUUCUUAUGAGUUAUAUAUAAAACUCUCUCUUCAGGAAUGAAUCCCUGUCCGUGCUUGAAUGAGAUUUCUCUUAACCCUAUACAUUUGUUUUGCAAAGUUAAUACCUUGCUUUGUGUUUUAUUUAACCAAUAACGCUUGCAUUGAUUUGAGUUUGCCACCAGUGUCUAAUGUGCAAUAUAUAUACAACGAUACUGUAAAUGAAGGGAUAGGGAAUGUAUUUGUUAAUUAAAUAAACUCGGUGAACAGUACUUAAUUUAUUGAACUGGUUUCAAAUCUUGGACCUCUUUUCCCAACAUUAGAAUGGGUGCUAUUCCUGGUCUGUAGAACCCAGUGAAUGUCUUUAAUAUGGUUUAAUGAAUGAUUUGUACAUGUUUUUUUAUUGGUUCCCAGAGGCAAAGAUGUGGUUAUGAAUGCUGUCAGUUGUCUGCAUAUUUAUUUAACAUUAUAUAAGUUAUGGUGAAUUUCAUUCUUGCUUAUUUAAGAUUAUUGUAAAUGGAUAUCAUGUAUUUAUGAGAAGCUGCGGGUGGAGAGGAGUUUCCUGUAAACAUCUUGAACAAUAUUAAAAUGGUGAAACAAAACCGU